Cadophora gregata is the source of this 1359-nucleotide messenger RNA. It is a transcript of the gene THI4, whose product is annotated as thiamine metabolism- protein. The transcript has 5 exons. Bases 172 to 1164 code for a protein of 330 amino acids. Gene Ontology annotation, biological process: thiamine biosynthetic process. Lineage: Eukaryota; Fungi; Ascomycota; Leotiomycetes; Helotiales; Ploettnerulaceae. The record is from RefSeq and is a predicted model, not a curated record.
CACCAAGAUCUGAGUGUUCGCAUAAAAACACACCGUUCCUGAUUCAGUACCUAAAGUACAACCACCCACUAUGAAAGCGGGAGUCAUGUCACCCAAGCAGUGGAAUUAUCCUUAGGAGGAUCAAGGUUUCAACCUUGAUCCUACAAUCAAAGUGACCAAACAACCAAAUCAAUGACCAUGUCUCCACCUGCAGCAAUGUUCAAUGAGCCCGCCCACACCGAGGCUGCCCCAUUGAAGAAUGCCUUCGACGUGAAGAGCUUCGCCGUCAAUUCUCCCAAGGCCGAAUCUAAAACUCUUACCGAGUUGGCCGAUAAGUGGGAGCAAGGCUUCAAGUUCGCUCCCAUCCGCGAGUCUCAGGUCUCUCGUGCCAUGACCCGUCGUUACUUCACUGAUCUCGACACCUAUGCCGAGUCCGACAUUGUCAUUGUUGGAGCUGGAUCUUGCGGUCUCAGCACCGCUUACAUGCUCGGCAAGGCUCGUCCGGAUCUAAAGAUCGCCAUCAUUGAAGCUUCUGUAUCUCCUGGUGGCGGCGCUUGGCUCGGUGGUCAGCUCUUCAGCGCUAUGGUCAUGCGAAAGCCCGCUGAUGCGUUCCUGACUGAUCUUGGUGUUCCGUUUGAGGACGAGGGAGACUUCGUGGUUGUCAAGCAUGCCGCUUUGUUCACCUCCACCCUUCUCUCGAAAGUCCUAUCUUUCCCCAAUAUCAAGCUUUUCAACGCCACUGCGGUUGAGGAUCUGAUCACCCGUGCCAAUCCCGAUGGCACCCUUCGCAUCGCUGGCGUCGUUACAAACUGGACUCUUGUGACUAUGCACCACGAUGACCAAUCCUGUAUGGAUCCAAACACCAUCAAUGCUCCUCUAGUCAUCAGCACCACUGGACACGAUGGUCCGUUUGGUGCAUUUUGCGUCAAGCGCCUCGUGUCCAUGCAGCAGAUCGAGAAGCUCGGUGGCAUGCGUGGCUUGGACAUGAAUACUGCUGAGGACGCCAUCGUCAUUCGCACCCGCGAAGUUGUGCCGGGCCUGAUUGUUGGUGGCAUGGAGCUCAGCGAGGUCGAUGGGGCUAAUCGAAUGGGCCCUACCUUUGGCGCUAUGGCACUUUCCGGUGUCAAGGCCGCCGAGGAGGCAUUGAAGGUCUUUGAGGAACGCAAGCUCCAGAAUGCUUACUGAUUCGGACUAUCAUAAAUUUGAAAGUAAUACUUGGCAAGCGCAUAUUGUGGAAGCACAGGAUGAUUGAAACAUGGAUGGAGUGCAGUAAAGUAUAUAAGGACAAUUCAAUCACGCUCAUUACACAUCCAGCUUCACCAUGGCCUUUGUCAAACUCAAAAUAUACGGUGAAAACUUCUGUGAUUCACCCUCACUGCG